UAAUUCGAUAUGUCUCUAUACUAUAAAUUCCUAUUAUUGAGGGACCAAACCUUGGUUUUCAGUAAAGGAAGGGGCGAAAAUGAGAAUAUCCGACACUUUUAAGCUUCCACGAAAAAAGAAAAAGAAAAAAAAUUGAUUUUCAAGGUUUAGCGGUCAAAAAAUUUGCGAUCUUUUGAAAAAUUUCGUUGGCUCAAUUUCCCUGCAUUUACGAACCGAAAAUUUCCGCUUGUAGCUAUGGCCAGUGAAGCCGGCUGCCACAAUCCCGACGACUGGGAGCUCAUAAACAUCGACGGCUUCGUCUGCAAGCGCAAAAAGCGCCCCCGCCUCGAACCCGCCGUCGCCGCCCCUCCGCCGCCGGAUCCGGAGGCUGAGCGGAAGCACCGCCUUGAGCGAAGGAAGAGGGCCCUGCUGAAGUUGAGGGAGAGGUAUUUGGAAGAGAUCAGCCGGUGGGAACUUUUGUCGAAUACGUUGACGGCAAUGGAGCAGAACGCUACUACGCAGUCGAUGGAGCGUCAGGAGCUGCAUCCCACGACGUCUUCUGAUGGGGCUUCAAGCUCCGGCGAGCCUUCCGCGGCGGAUUCCUCUCGCCGAAGACUCGUCGAUGAUCUUCUCUCUCAGGUUGAAGCACAGGAGGCAAUAAUUGGGUGCGUAUCGAAUUUGUGCGAUGUAGCUGAAGGGCUGUGCAGUGCACAAGAGGAGAGAUUAAAGCAGCAGCUAAUAGACCUACCGAUUUGGGUUCCGUCGCCGCACGAGCUCAUGGCUGCAUUAGGUGAUGAUGAUCAAUAGGCAUCUCUGUAAGUGUAAAAGUUUUGAUUAUUUUUCUGAUUGGAAAAAAAAUAGCAAUUAGGAGAAACUGUACAAUGGCCGCAGAUGUGUUGAAUUGUUGAGUUGCUUCUUAGCUGUAUAAACUAGGAUUCAUGGGAUGUAGUUGAUCUUUGAGCAAGAACAUUGUGAAAUGAUGGAUGACAUUUCUGGUUGGGCAUUUCUUGAUGUCUUCAAGUAUCUCCAUCGGGUGGUGGUGGUGGCGGUCCGAUGGCGGAUUAAGGUGUUCAUAUGAAGCUUUGUAUGAUUUAUAUGCAGAUUUGCUUUUGGUUAGAUGUUAGAUUUUGUAAGCAAUGAUCUCAUCUAAAUGUGAUUUUUCUGAGAAAGGUGUUGAUCAUGUUAGGGUGUUGUAUGAUCAGCUUAUGCCCAAAAUUCUUUUCUCAUUUCACAGGGUGUAUUACUAUUUGAAGUUUAUUGUCUUUGUCUCAGUCUGUUUCUAACUGUGGCAACUGUAUUAAGUAAUGUUAAGCCUAUAUUUUUCAUUA
Molecule: messenger RNA, 1307 nt
Organism: Salvia miltiorrhiza (redroot sage)
Lineage: Eukaryota; Viridiplantae; Streptophyta; Magnoliopsida; Lamiales; Lamiaceae
Exons: 2
Coding region: 235-786 (183 amino acids)
Source: RefSeq, a predicted model, not a curated record